This is a messenger RNA of Python bivittatus (Burmese python), 5484 nucleotides long. The record is from RefSeq and is a predicted model, not a curated record. Lineage: Eukaryota; Metazoa; Chordata; Lepidosauria; Squamata; Pythonidae.
AGGGGUUUCCAGUGUGAGGGGAAAAACUGAUUUAUUAAUACUUAAGGCCUUUGUUAAUUGAAACAUACUAAUAAAACUAGCUAUAAAGCAAUAAAUGCUAACACCAAAUAAAACAGCCGUAUAGAGCAAUGAAUAAAAUUGCUGUGUAGACUAAAGUUUUCAGUCAUGAACAAGAAGCCGGAAAACAGAUGGACAAAGUAAAGUGCUGAUGAAAGGAGUGUGAUAAGAGAAAGGAGCAGGAAAGUGGUGUAAAAUUAGCACCAAGGACGGAGUCAAGACUGUUGUUUGUGGUUUUAAGGAAUAAAAAGGGAUUGUUGACAAGGGGUCGGGGCCACUCGGUUUCAAGCUGUCCAUUUUGACCGCUUGCCCGUCCUGGUCCUCCAUGCAAUGGGAUGUUAUGUAAGUAUGUUAUGGUUUUGCCUGUUAAACUAACUCUUCAUAACAUUUUAACCUUUCGAAUUUUGAAGUGGUCAGUGUUUUGGUGUGCGUGUCUCUUGUGCUUAACGAGGUUUUCCCCUGACACCAAAAAAAAAGCUAAAAUUGGGGUUAUUGUCCUUUCCCUAAUCAGAGGAGCCAAUUUUGCCAUCCCUGCUAAUUCUGCCAUCCUCACCAACCACUCCUCCGCUGUGGGUAUUUCAGAGUCUUUCCAUUUGGGGGCAUAUAACAGUCUCACAGCAGUGACCAUGUACAAAAACAGUCUUCCAGAUUUAAGUGUAUCAUCAUGAUUGACAAGUUUGGCAUAUUGGAAAUUGGCUCUCCUCUGGGUCAGGGUAUUUGGCACCUCUCUGAAGUUGGAUGGUUUGGGGGGCCAGUAGCAAAGAUUCCCCCAACAUAUUGUACAAUUGCAAAAUUAGGCGAGAUGAAUGCAUUUUAAACUUCAAAAAUGUCAGCGAACGGGACAGUGACGGUGUGCCGCUGGACACUUAGCAACGCAACUUCCGCCCAGAGAUCGGCAUUGGGGGUUCCUUUUUCAAACAGGUUAAGCAGGAGCCAUACCUGUUGCAAGCCAAUCACAGCCAGUUCAGAAGUUCUUUGUUGGAUGAAUGAUUUAUUUAAAAAAAAAACAAAGCAAAUGUUUUCAUUGUUAAACAUGUUCAAAGCAGGGGGAAACGCAUUAAAAUUACUAAAAUAGGAGAUGCAUCGUCAUUAUUUACUUUGUAAAAAUGAAUGUAUUGAAAAUCAUAACAGGACGGUGCCAGUGAAGGUUGCCUGCGCUCUCUGAGAACAGCCCAUCUCUUAUUUCACUUUCCUCCUUCGCUUCCGUAGCUUGGCCCUGUCUCCCCCUUGUCCCCUUCCACCCUCAGGCUUCCUUGGGCCCAAGCCUGGCCAUUGUCCCCGUGGCUGUAGAUCCCAGCAGUGGCUGUGGAUGGUGGCCGUUCGAUCCCCAAAUGGCCCGGUCAGCUGCCGAGUCUGUGGCCUCACCGCUUUUAGGUGCCAGCUUUAGGCUGCGGGCAAAGGCUCUCUGAAAGCAGCAAGAGCUUUUCCUUGCACAGGAUGCCACGCGGGAAGCCCCUUCCUGCAAAAUCCAGGCCAGUGGCUGGGUAAUGAAGCCCCCCCCCCGGUUUGGCAGACCCCACUGCUGGCAGGAUGAGGCCCUCUUCUCCCUCUUUUCAGGCGCGAUGCCAGGAUGCGGGCCAGGUGACCAGGCCCCGAUCCUCCCAGGAUUCUGCAGAGGCUUCCCCAUCCCCAGACAUGUAGGAGGGAAAGGAAAAGGGGGUUGGGCACAGCUAGAGCUGACACAACUUUGGGAAAUAGCUUGCGAGGUUUCCAUUGGCGAGGUGGAUGCGGUUUGUUCUCAGCCAAGAAGAGAAAAUCAAUAGAAAAUAUUCUCUCCCACCCCCAAGUGCUUAAAACGGUUUUUGAACGGCUUCUGUUUCCUUCCAGCACAAAAGAGGCUCCCUGCGUGGUUCGGUCUUUAAUUCAGAAACUCUGAAUUAGCUGCUGAGGGUCCAAGUCCUGGGAAUAUGGGUGGAGCUGUGACAGUCCCAGACCUGAGGAUCGUCCUGGUUGGCAAAACAGGAAACGGGAAAAGUGCAACCGGAAACACGAUUUUAGGGAGAAAGGGGUUUCUGUCCAAGAUGGAGACCGGAUCCGUCACUGUCAAGUGUAAAAUGGAAACGGUUACCCUGCAGGAUGGGAGGACUCUCGGUGUUAUUGAUACUCCUGGUUUUUUUGAUACGAGAUACUCACAUGCUGUAACUGCGGGAGAAAUUAGAAAAUGUCUGAGCUUCUGCUCCCCAGGCCCCCACGCCAUUAUCCAAGUCAUGCGUCUUUGCCGUCUCAGCAAGGAGGAAGAGGCGGUUGCUCAGCUCGUCAGAGACGUCUUCAGCCUUAAAGCCAAGGCCUACAUGAUCAUCCUGUUCACCCGGAAAGAGGACCUGGAAGGGACCUCUCUUGAAGAACUGCUGUCCGGGACAGAGGAGAGCUUGAAGUCUCUGAAGCAGCAAAUCGCCCAGUGUGGGCACCGGUUCCUGGCUUUCAACAACAAGGCCGAAGGGGCAGAACGAGAGGCUCAGGUCGAGGAGCUGAUUAGGAUGGUGGAUGACCUCAUGCAGAAGAACAGGUGUGACCCCUUUUACUCCAAAGAGAUGCUGGAGGAGGACAAAAAGAGCACGUCCCGCUGGCCAUGCGUCCUCCUGUGACAGAGGCAGCAAAGCUCUUUCCACUGAAAAUGUGCUGGAGUGGAAUUUCUCCCCCGCCACUUCAUUGCUGAUGGGGACCCUGGGAGAUGCCAUUCCAGCACAUCUGCGGACACCAGGUUGGAGAAGCUGCUAUGGCUUUGCUUGGCUGCUUCAGUUCGCUGGGUGUGCCAGCUGUGUUGGCUGUCCAGCUCCUAAUCGACUGGGAUCCCUGGAGCCCUUCUGCUCUGCCUGCAUGAAGCCUGGCUAAGAGUCAGAUCAUAAAACGCACCACAAGGCAAAACAAGGCCACCUCCGACCCACAGUCGUUCAGUCUCGCCCCAGAACUGAGGUUCCCCCUUUGACCAGUGGGAGUACUCAGGAACGCCUCCUGCUUUGCUCAGGGAGCGUCCUUGUCCUGGUAAAAUUCAUGGAUCCCAAUUCUGAGCUUCAGGUAAAGCUAUCCAGCAGCUGAAAUGCAACCUUUAGCUUUUAAUUCAGAAGGCAAGCUCCCUUCCAAGAAGUGGUUUUCUAAACCGCUAAUAUAAAGGGGCAAUUUCAUCAAAGAAAGGGAAAAGGCUGAUCCAGGUUCUUCUUGAUUACAGUACUUUCCUCCUCCUCUGCCUUCUGGUAUGGCCCAAAGAUGCAAACACGAAGUGCUGAAAUUCCCUCCCUGUGCAUGGCUUUAAAACCCCAGAGCAUCAUGGAAUGGAGGGGAAUGCAGAGAAGCCAUCUAUGCCACACAUGGGUGGGUAAAAUGUUCACCCCGGGUAGAAGCCCAGGCAAGAGCAGCUAUGGGAAGCCACAGCAGGAAGACGGACAUCUUCAUCCAUGCAAGUCUUGUGCAUGUAUUCUCAUCUCACCAGAAUAUGCGUCUGGAAUCUCAUGUAUCAGAGAGCAUUAAACUCACAUUCCAAGGCUCCCUUACUGUCCAGAGUAAGCUUUACUGUGUUCCAGGGAAGACACGUUGGAGGGGCAGGUGCGGGGAAGACGCAGAUCCCGGCCCCAUCAGCUGCUUCUGAACAAGAGGCCUCUAGCGAAAUGGCAGGAAACAAUCAGGCCCCUGAGCUGCGGGGGACAGUUGCUGGCCGAGGAGGGUCAGUCUGUGCGGAGCAUCCCGGGACCUCCUAGGAUCUAGUUGCUCCAAAGGUUGGCUAAUCACCAGAGGAUUUUGAGGUGAUCACAGUGCUUGCUCUGCAUGGCAGGUAAGGCUGGAUUAGGAAGGAGAGGCAGUUUGGUGUAGUGGUUAAAGGCAGUGGGCUAGAAACUGGGAGAUGGAGUUCCAGUCCUGCCUAGGGCACAAAGCCAGCUGGGUGACCUUGGGCCAGUCCCUCCCUCUCAGCCCCGGGAAGGAGGCGAGGGCAAACUUCCAAAAACAUUGCCAAGAAAACUGCAGGGACUAGUCUGGGAGUCAAGACUGAGUCAAAGGCACCCACAAAACAAAAAAGAUAGGAAGAGUCAACACUGACUUGAUGGGACUUAAUCGAUCGAUCGAUCAGUCGAUCGAAGUCUGUCUAUGGGUUGGAUUCCAGCGUCAGCAGCCAUUAGCAGACAAGACAAGCCCUACUGAGGAUGGCCAAGGGAAUACGCCGUCUCGAGAGCAGACAAAGUCCUGGCGGGAAAAGUGAUCCACGAGGAACAGCGCAGGCCGUGUAAGACAGGCUCUCUUGCUCCAGGCUGCUGCCUUGUGCCAAUCCCAGAAAACGGAGCAGUUAGAAAUGGCUCCGUGUGGUCAAGGACAAGGCUGCUCUAACCCUAAAUCAAAGUUGCUUUGUUCCUAAUACAGUCGGGUAUUCAGAAAAAUUAUGUUUAUGACCAACAUGAUAAAUGCCUGUCUUGCUUGCUCGCAAAGAAAGCUCAACAGAUCUUCCAAACACUCUUCAUCUGUUGGUUGUAUUACCAGCAAGUUUUCCUUCACAGCAGCAGGAGGGUGUUUCUGGGGAUCCUGAACCUCAGUUCCGAAAGCGCUCUGAAGAGUCUCAGAUGACAGGGAGCCCAGCAGACAGUCACACACGCUGUAGCCUUUUUCCCCUAAGGGAUGACGACGGUCCAGCGAGAGACCAGUUUGGUUACAAAAAGAGUUCUCUUCUGCAGAUGCCCAUGAAAUACCUGGUCUUCUCUCCUACCUUGCGUGCUCUUGGUGGUCCCCUUGAUGACGUCACUUCCCCCCUCCAGACACGGGUGGGGGAGACACGGGUGGCCUCUGACCUUGGUCAGAGGCAGGCAGAGCCACUCCCUCAUGCCCUCUCCCAAGACCUCCUGCCCGCCUCCCACCCUCACCCUGGAAAAAGAGAGUCUGCCCCCUCCUUUGGCCACCCUGUGAAAGGAAGCCAAGGAGGUCCCUUGGCCCUUGUGGGUAAAGCCAGAAAUGCUUUGUGCUAAGCCAGAAACUCCCAGGGUAGCUGUGCCAGCUGUGCACGGAAGGAGCUUCCAAUGAGAAUUUCUCUGGCUUUAAACCAACAGAGCCAAACGGGAGUUCGCUGGGAGGAAAACAGGCCAAUACAGGGAAAACGGCCCUCAGGACACGCAGAAAGCCGUGUUCGUGUCACACUCUUACCCCAGGUGUUGCACGGAUUCCUUUUCUGAGUUCACACGAGCAGGCUGGGUUUGCAAGAUCCACCCAGCCAGACCUCCAUGCAAUCUGAUUACUAACCCAGCUUAGUGAAUGUUUGGCAAACUCAGCCAUGAAGCCUUUGCUUGACCCGGUCCAUGUGAUCUCACGCUGCCAGACCACCCUUCAGUGUUUGGAGUCAGAUCGGGCUAUGGCUGGCGUGUCAGUCGUGGGCACCUUCCUUGCCCCCCUUGGCACUUCAGGGCUAUUUUAGAAGGCAUUAUAUUCGAGAGGCAUUGUUUUUAAACUGGGAGA